This is a messenger RNA of Plenodomus lingam JN3, 672 nucleotides long. NCBI's taxonomy places the organism in Eukaryota, Fungi, Ascomycota, Dothideomycetes, Pleosporales, Leptosphaeriaceae. The record is from RefSeq and is a predicted model, not a curated record.
AUGGCAUCUGAACAGUCAGCGGGCCCAGGGGAAUGGACAUGGGCGAUCAUCGCUAUAGCGACAUUACCGAACGGCGAGCGUUGGCACGAGGGUGCGCGCUGUGUUGCUGGCCCGUGGGGAAGAAUUGCAUGGUGGUAUUUUGUCUGCGGACACAGCGCCGGAGCCCAUGUUGUAUAUCGUAGCGCGAUGAUGAUCUUUCCAAGAGGAGAGGCAACUUUGUCGCCCUUUGUUAUGAUGAUGCAUUGUUCCUCGCUUAACGGCUUCUUUGGUUUGCUUCUUUCCCCAGUCCGACCCAGCUGUAGCGCUGCUGGAAGUGAAGUAGCAGAGUCUGUGUUACCGACGGUGCUGAAGCGGUUGCCACGGCCGGAUGGGGGUUCUCAGUGUCUCUAUGCGGGUCGACCUGUUUACCCAAUUGAGAUGUCAUUCGUGGCUGUCCCAAAUAAAAAGACCGACAGCUGUAUGUGGGCGACGGGCCCAAAACGGGCCAUGCGCUCUUCCUUGGCCUUGAUUGGUACGGAAACUGGUUUCCAUGGCUUACCUACAGAAGAUUUGGCGGCUUCGAACUCGUCGGGGACCGUACACACCGCAUCAGCGGGCAACGCCAGUCGCCGUCAGUGUGCAAAAGCCGCCGCGGCUUCAAAAGGCGCUGUAAUGGGACGUUGGUUGCAAUAG